AUGUCAGAGAAAAGGUGCCCCGAUUGCCUUUCGGAAAGAGAUGACGUCGGGCAGCGAGUGAAGCCCGUUGGCACCACUUGCUUCGCCACAAGGCUGCCCCCCUCGCAUCCUUGCCGGAGUCGCGGUCGACGUAGAUGCCAACACAGGGAAGAAAAUGCUGCGGAGGUGACAUUUUUCUGAUGACGCCGGAUAAUAUACCUUCACGUAAUUACUGGUUGGAUUAGAGAGAUGCAAAUUCACUGCUAAAUUUUUUGUUGAAAUUGAACUUCUGAGCAACAAGAAGUCUCGUGGACGUUUAUAACUAAAGGUAAGCUGGAAUAUUUUCUAUAUUAAAAGCC
Messenger RNA from Gryllus bimaculatus (two-spotted cricket), 338 nucleotides. The record is from the annotation of a GenBank genome assembly. NCBI's taxonomy places the organism in Eukaryota, Metazoa, Arthropoda, Insecta, Orthoptera, Gryllidae.